Messenger RNA from Spodoptera litura, 8845 nucleotides. RefSeq lists its product as uncharacterized. Gene Ontology annotation, cellular component: nucleus. Gene Ontology annotation, molecular function: transcription cis-regulatory region binding; DNA-binding transcription factor activity. Gene Ontology annotation, biological process: regulation of DNA-templated transcription. The record is from RefSeq and is a predicted model, not a curated record. NCBI's taxonomy places the organism in Eukaryota, Metazoa, Arthropoda, Insecta, Lepidoptera, Noctuidae.
UCUUUAAUCUUUUGAUGUGUUGUGAUAUUUUAACAAAAUUGUAAUAAAAUUGUUAUUAUUACUUCUACAAUUUAUUUAAUACAUACAUUCUAUUCAAAAGUCUUAUCUGAGUACUAUAACAUAAAAGAAUAACUUGCAGAUGAAGUGUGCAAAUGGAUAGGCUGAGCCACUUGCGGGGAGAAGCGGGGGGCUCGCGGGACUCCACGCUCGACACCACGUCCCCGCCGAGCGAGUCUUUCAUGACCGCCAACGAGAGCUCCUCCAAGUACUUUUCUCUGUCAGAAGUAGACUCUGUUGAUUCAUCUUUCGACAUUUCUUCUAUAAAAGAUGUUUCACUGGCCAGUACCGCCACUGAUACCGAAGGGACCAUAACAAAUGCUGACGAGCUGAUUUCAAAUUUAUCACCAAUUGGAAAGAAAAGUGAUAUGCUAGAUAGCUACAAAAUUGGUAAACAGAUUGAAGCAGCAAAUAUUUUGUCAGGCGGUGUGGAUAUAUUUGAUGAUAAUGACAAUUCUUAUGAUGGAGAUGAGCUGGUGAUUGAUGACAAUGUUGAUGUUGAUGAUAAGUCUAAUUCAGAGAUGAAGCAGUCAGAGGAAAUGCAAUUUAAGUCUGAUGAGAAUAUGAUUGAGUCUACAUUGAUAAAUGAAGGGAUGGACAUAGCUAGUAAAGAUACUGAAGUGGUGCUACAAAUUGAUGGUAAAAACGUAGAUGCUAUAGAUAUUGGUAAUGGAUUGUACUUGUAUAGGAAGGAAGGGCAGGAGGAGCUGGCUGCAGUCCAGAUAAUUGACGAUGAUCAACAGCAAACCAGCUUCAAGUUCCUGAAAGUGCGUGAAAACGCUGAGGGUAAUUUAGAAGUUUAUGAAGAAAUAGAAAUAGAAGUACCUAAAGAAGUGCCUGCAAAAGAAGGGAAGAUGCCUGAAAAGAAGACAUCAUCACAUGUGCCUAUAACCGAUAUCAAUAAAGUUAUUAGUGAGUCCGGGUGCAACAAAGUUGCUGAAAGAAAAAAUAAGGUCCCCAGAAAAGAACCUAUUUUGACAAGAACAGAGGUUGAAGUUGACAGUAAUAAAGAAUCACCAUCUGAUGCUAAAACGGAGGUGAAUAUAAAUGGUAAAAUGAUGAAAUUCAGUGAAUCAAGGAAAUCUCCUGUUAUAGGCAGUUAUACAGCCAUGACAUACCACUCAACACCCAAUAAAGAACGCAUACCAUUGACUAAAACGAUGGUUGAUCAACAGCUGCAUCCCAAUAGACAUUCAGAUAAUGUAAAGAAAACAAUAGAAGUUCAUACUGAUAGCAGCAAGCAAAGAACUGUUGAAACACCAACUAAAAAUAAAGAUGUUAGUGAUGACACUAAAAAUGUUGAUGUCAGUGAUGAUAGUAAAAAUGCUGACGUUAAUGAUGAUGGCAAAAAUGUUGAUGUUAAUGAUGAUGGCAAACAUGUCGAUGUUGAUGAUGAUGAUGGCAAACAUGUUGAUAUCAAUGAAGAUAACAAAAACAUUGAAGAAAUAAUAAGUGAAAAAGAACUGGUAAUUGAUGAAUCGCUUGAAACAGUAGAUAUUCCUAAAGAGGCAGACAAGGAAAGUAAAGUUGAAAAGAAUGAAGAAAAAGAUAAAACUAAAGAUUUGGUGCCAAGUACUGAUGAAGUGUUAAAUGAAAAAUGUGAUGAUAUCAUAGAACUUCCAGUUGAACAAGAAAAUGUGGUUGAUUCAACAGAUAAAGAUAUAAUUAGUGAUAAAGCAAUAAUUAAGGAGAGUGUUGAAGACGUAAUUGUAUGUGAAGAUAGUAAAGAAGGAAAAAGUAGUGAGAAAAAUAUAAAUGUUAUUGAGGAAAUCGAGGAAGAUGUUGUAAUUGUAGAAGAAGUUGUUGCAAGUGCAACAAAUAAGGUGGAAAAAAUAGAAGAACCUGUUCAAGCGGAUAGUGUUGAGAUAAAAAAAGUGGAUGAUGUAACAACAGCAAUUCAAGUUAAAACAAAACAGUCUGAGCCUGUUAAAAUAUCUAUAGAUGAAGAUAUGAAAGAAGUUGAUGUUUCUAAUAAAAAAAAUAAUGAAACAGUUACAGAAGACAAUACUCAAUGUGAUAAUGAAGAUAAGACCAAAGUUGAAGAAAUUAUUUAUGAUAUAACAGAUCAAGAUAAUGAUGACAUUAUAAUUAUUGACGAUAGUGAAAUAGAUGAUUCCAAGAUCGAAGAUAAGACAUCUUCAGACUUAAAAGUUGAAGCCCAUAAACAAAGUAAUGUAGAGUCUAAUGUUCCAAAGGAAAGUGAAGUUGUAUUAAAAGUAAAUGAAUGUCCCGAAGACGAAAAUAAAAAAGAAACCAGUGUAACUCCUGCGGUCAUUCUCGAGACGCAUGAGGUACCACUUAAAACAAACGAGACACCCGUGUCAAAUGAGAUUGCAAAGAGUAGUCAAUCGAAAAUACCAAUACCAAUAUCAAAAAGUGAAUCAGUCACAAGCGAACCAAUUAAAAGUGAGACACCGGCUAAAGAUCUUGCCGUACCUAUUGUUGUCAAUGAAGAAAAAGUUGAACUAAAGCUUGAAAGUUUGAAAGAAACAGGUCCAAUAGAAAAGGAAACCAAGGAAGUAGUCAAACAUAUUCCUGUGGCUGAAGUACCAACCCAGCCUUACAGUAAAUUAGAUAAACCUCAAAAAGUAGAGACUAUGGUGGAUAAAAGUCAAGAUAAACUGGUUUACGUACCUGAAGCACUAACAAGUAAAAUUACAGCUCUUAUUUCAUCUACUAUGACUCCGAAAACAGAAGUUAUGCCUAGAAAAGAAAACAAUGUACUUGAUAAAUCUCCCAAAAAGUUAUCUAAGCCCUUGGCUGAAUCUCAAUCUAGCAUAAUGCCUUUAAAAAUUGACAGUGUCGCCAAUAUAAAAGUAGACACUUCUAAGAAGCCUGUGGAGAAAAGUAGCAAAGUGCCUAGUAGGGAAGUUCAAGAGCAAAAACCGACCGUCGAAGAAACAUCUCAACAUAUCUCUGAAGUUAGUCCUCAAACUAACAGUAAAGACGCUGAUAUGAAAACAGCCCCAAAAGUACCUAUACCUGAAAAACAGAAUAUAGUCAAAGAGGCAAAAAGUUCAGUUCCAAAAGAAGAACAACCAAGUUGUUCAGGCAUACAGGAUGUCAGCAGCACAUCGACAGACAGUCUUCCUUCACAAAGUGGUGACAACAAAAAUGAAACUGGAGAUGUUAGGGAUGAUUCUAAUACGGACGAAUCGGGGGGUAGCAAAGAAGCAGUGCCUUUCGGAAAAUGGACAGCGACCAACAGAAAAGAGUUCUUAAUUAAAAUUAAGACCAGAACUACGGUAACACCCGCCGUACCAUCUACAAGCAGUAAUCAGCUUAAAAACACGAAUGACCUUAACAGGCGAGACGUUCUCCAAAAAAUUGAUAGCCAAAGGCAACAGUCAAGCAAUGCAGCAGCUCUAGCAAAAAAUCAAGAAGCCACUAAAAACGUUAAAAACGAGACAGCAUUUGUCAGCAAAACUAACUUGAUGCAGAAGAAGGACAAUGUACAAGAAGCUAAGGUUCUUCCUAAAGCCGAAAUUGAUAAAGAAUCAUCUGAAACUGUUGUUGAAAAAGUUCCCGUCAACCAAGAUGUUCCAAAUAACCUUCAAAACGAAGUCACUGAAGUUGCAAGUGUCAAGAAAGAUGGUGCUCAACGAGCAGAAGUAAAUUACCAAGACUUAAUUGAUAAAACAAUCGAAGAUAUGAUACACAGAACCGUAGCUCCUACAAAAUCUCAAGAUGAGCCAUGUCCGACCGCUGCGAAAGAUUCCAAUGUUUCACAAAGUGGGAAAUUUCCACCGAAUCACAAACCAACUGAUCAAGCUACGCUGGACGAAAUAGAAAUGAAAAUGAAUGAAUUGCAUGGCAUACCAUUUAUCGAAAGACCUGCACAUGAAUUACCAGUUGUUCCUGUAGCCGAGACUAAACCAAAAACAUAUUCGAAGGUUGAUAAAGAAAAGUCAACCAUUCAUAAUAAAACUUCAAAAAUACCGAAUCUCCUACCUUUUUCAAAUAAAAAUCCGGCAAAAAUUACUAAAGAUAAUGUAAUAGAAGUGGACUCUGAAGACGAAGUGAUAGAGCACGAACCUAUUACAGGUGAUAUUGCUGUAACUAAGAAAAAUGUUACUGCUAAAUUACCUCCGAAAGAAAAAGCAAAAUCUUACGCUAUUAUAGAAAAACCCAAACAAGAUACUGGUAAAAAGGAACCUAUUAUCACAGAAAAAGAUUUUGACAAGUUCGCGAGACGUAAUUCUAAAACUUAUGAAAAUUGUCUCACUAUGAAUUUGGAUAGUAAAGACCCUCGUAACGUUAUUCAAACAGUAGUAGAGAAAGAUCUGUAUCCAAAGAGUUAUUCUAGAAAUGAUAUUGCACGAGUUGAUCCUAAAGCCAAGGCACCGUACAAGUACCAAAACAUGCGUCCCAAUGUACAACCAGCUAAAGUACAUGGACCUAAAGUGGGUACUACUGCUAACGAAGAUUCUUCAAAUAGAAAUCAAUCUAAGCUACAAAAAGCAUAUCAUUCGGCUUUGUCAGCCAAACGGCAAUUAGAGGGUCCUAUUACUAUUAUAGAGGAUAAACCAGUAAAGGUAGUGUUUAUGGAUAACAUGGAGUUUGUUCCAAGCCCACUUAAUCUUCAGGGACAACAACUUUCUCCCGCUAAACAAUUAGUCACUGAAUCUGAUAAUUUCACUGUUAGCACUCUUGAUUCUUUAGAAUCUGAAACGGUAGAUACAACUGAAGAUUCUAAGGUACAAGAAGAAAUUAAAACAAAAUCCAAACAUCAGAGAAAACAAGUUUUAACCCCUGUUGACGAACCAGAAUUAGAACUAAUUGAACCUAAAGACUUGGGGCUUGAAGCAUCACCUAAGAAGAAAAGAAAAACUGAAGAAGAGAAAAUAGAUAAAACAGUGAAAUAUCCGAUGCGAAAGAAGUAUUACCUUCUUGGCUCUAACACAGUAGCCGAUGAAAAAUAUACACACUCAACGGAUGUCAUCAAAAAUCCUCUCAAAGAGACUGUAAAUCUAAAUGACAAUGGGAUCUCGCACAAGAAUGCCGUCUCAGCUAUAGACAACUUAGUAAAAGCUGCUGAACUACUAGAACAUCAAUCAGAGAACAGGAACAUUAUCGAUUCUCCGAAUCCCGAUAGUCAACAGAGCACCCCCGUUAAAAGAGGAAGAGGCCGUCCAAGGAAAUAUCCGCUUCCAGAAGGUGGUGUUGAAAAGAACAAAGCACCAAGCCCACAAAAGAAACCUCGAUUAAUAGAUGCCAAAGUUCCUAAACGUGAUCCCGUGACAACAACCGAUGACGAUGAUGACGACAGCGAUGAUGCAAUCAUCAAAGAAAAUUGGACAAUGGGAAAAAUCAAUGAGAACAUAGUCUGCCCAAUAUGUAACAAGUUGUUUAGAACUGAGAACGUAGUUUUUAAACACGUGAAACAUUGUACAGGUCCUUCGCCAAGUCGAUCUGGUUCAGAUAAAAGAAGCCCCAGGAGGAUGAGACCGUCACAGGAAUCUGAUGCUAAGUCUCAAGGUAGCAAAUCUGAUGACAUGGAUCUUGAUGAUGAUAAACCUCUUGUUGUUAGAAAAGAAACUCCGAAGAAACGUAAAUCUAAGGACUCUAUUGCUAAACCUGAUGAUAAAGACGAAGUUAUCGUUAUAGAAGAUACGCCACCAGUUAAGGAGAAAACUGAAAGAAAAGAAAAGGAGACUGAUGACAGAAAAACUCAUGAAUCUAGAAAACCUAGAGCAAAAUUAUUCAACAAAGGUAAUGAUCUGGUUUGCGAGUUCUGCGGUAAAACAUUUAGACAAUUAUCUUAUUUGGUGAGUCAUAAAUUACAACACAAGAAAGAGGAGCCGAAGAAGGUAGAGAAGGAAGCUCCUGCCGUGAUCAAAUCGGUGUACAGCUGUGAAGUCUGCAAGAAAGAAUUCAGGAAGUUGCAUCAUUUGGUUCAGCAUCGGAUUAUUCACAACCCUAGCUCAGCACCCACGAGAACUCAGAGAAAGAGUUCUUCGGAGCAAUCCGACACCAAGAUUGAGAAAGAACCAAAUAGUUCUAAACACAGCGAAGAUGCGAGUGCUGGUUUUCGUUGCGAACCCUGUGACAAAUCUUUUAGGAAAUUACAUCAUUUGGUGGAACAUAGGGAAACCCACGAUGGUAUAAAUAGGCAAAAAACCACGCCAGCUGUUGUACAAAAUAAUGUCGAAAAGCCUGUGACUUUACACCAAUGCGAAGUUUGUAAGAAAACAUUCAGAAAACUGCAUCAUUUGAUUGAACACAAGGAGCAACAUGUAGAAACUAGUUCAGAAAAGUCUGACGAUAAGAGCGUUAAGAGUUCUUUGUCAACCAAAGAUAUAAUACACGAGUGUUCACUUUGCUACAUGGUGUUCCCUAACGAGCAUUCCCUAAAUAAACACACUAUUAUCUGUCAAAGGAAGAAAAGGCAGUCAAAACAAGCCAAACCAGUCGAAGGCUCUGAAGCAGGAGAAUCUGUUGAAGACUCAAGUGAGUCUGUUAAAGUAGAAGAAAAGAGUGAAAAUGUUGACACCGCGAAAGUAAUUGAGGAGAGAGUAAUAAAGGAAGACGCGCACAAAAAAGAAGUUGAAAAAAUCGAAUUACCUGUAGAAAAGCCGAAACCAAUUGAAGAUACACCUGCAGAAGUUGUAAAAGAGAUACAAAGAGAAAUAGAGACUGUUCCACAGAAAAUUGAAACCAAACCCGUCGAACCACAAGUUACGCCUGCAAAGAGAAGUUUUUCGGAGACAGAAAUUGUCAAAACAGAAGUAAAAUCCGAAAUUCCGGAAAAAAUAAAAAAGGUUGAAGUCUCUGAAACUAAAGUCCAGGACACACCUAAAAAGAAAUCCCCGAAAGAGAAAUCUACACCCAAUGCAAAUAAACGUCUCAAAUCUACAGCACCUGUACAAGUUGCCAGUCCCGAGGACAAUAAACCAGCAGUAGAAUCGAGUGACGACGAUGAAGUUAGAUACAUGCUGAAUCCAAACUUCCAAGUCGAAGACGUAACGGAAGAAAAAGUCUUCAUGAAAGUUCGAGCGAAUAAACGUAGUUCACUCCAAAUAGAACGGCCGAAUUCCAAAGAUUUAGUUAAGAGAAGAACAUCUUUACAACACCCGCCUAAAAUUCCGCGCUUGAAACCGAAACCUGUAGAACCAUCCUCUGUAAAAAUUGUAGCCAAGACACCUAAAGUAGAACCAUUGCCUUCGACUGACUCUGAUGAUAGUGAAACCGUGAAAUACUCUUUCCCAAAAACCAUUCCUGAAAAAUCUACGAAAUCUGCACAAGAUCGCACACCUCAAAAGAAAACCUUAGCUGAUAAGAGAAAGUCGUUGAGUGGGAUAGCAAAGAGGAAAUCUUUGGGAAAAGUCGUCUCAGUCAGGCACAAACCACAAACGUUACCCGUGAAACAAAUCAAAAGAAGAACAUUGGAAGUGGAGCACAGAUGUGACUGCGGCCAGUUGUUCAGUAGCGCGGCGCUGUUGUCGCGGCACACGACGCUGGCGCACACUCCGCCGCGGAUACGGCGCCGCCGGUCGCCGCCGCCCGACGUCAAACCUGUCAUCAAACCAGCGCCCCGCAAGUCAAGCCUUGCCGACAAGCCUAAACAAGCUCCGGCUUCUAGAAAGUCAAGCACACGAAGCGAUAGUAGCACCUCUACUAGCACAAAAUUGAACAAACAGGAAACAAAACCUACAAGAAAAUCGCUUGACAAAGACACGAAGACUCCGGCAGAAGCGAGGAAACCUAAACCUGAAAAGUCUGAAGCGAAGUCCAGCGUAAAACCGAGGAGGACGGGCGCCCACCGGGGCGUGCCCGUGCCAGAGAAGAUGAGGAAACUUAUGCAAAAGAAUAACAAGUAGAUAUUGUAAUAAAUUGAUUGGUUCGAGUUAUGAAGUUGGACUGAAAAUGUUCCCUAUAUUUCGGGAUGUUAUUAGUAAGGGGACCGCUAGUAUGUUUAGAUAAUAUCGCGCAUCACAAGGCUCACAAUCGUAACAAACGGACCAUUGUUAAAUAAAAAUAUUUUUACACAUUUGAUGGAAAUGGUACAUCAACAAACAAUAUUUUUAUCGUGAGUCAGUUAGAUAGGCGUUGAUCUUGUCUAUAUGUAAAUGAGAACUUAAAGUAAUAAGUAUAUUUUGUCAAUUUGUUCUAGAGUUUAGAUAUUAUAUAUGUAUAAGAGUAAAUAUUUAUGUUUAUUAGAUCUAGGCAUAAUAAUUUUCGUUGGCAUUAUCGGUUAACAUGCUGUACUUUUCAGUUAAACUGUAAAUGUUCACCAUUCAAUGAUUUAUCGAAUUGUUUUUAAAAUGAUAUAAUAAGCCUAACUAUAUUGCGAGAAGGUGCAAAACUUAAGUUUUAAAAUGAUAUUAGAAUAACGGAGUUCUUAAUGAAGUUUAUAAAUAUCGGCAGUUUUGAAAUGAGCUUAUUAUUGAAAUUGUUUACACAUAAUUAUAUUGAUUUGAAUGGAUUUGUAAUAUACAAUGCUUAUAAUAAUGGAUAAUUGAGCUUCCCGAUCGUGGAGUUUGGGUUAUUUAGUGCUUCGUAGUAUGUUUUCAUCAUUAUUAUAAGGGAGUAGAGGAAUUUGAGUACCAGAGUUUUCGUAUAAUGUAUGAAAUAAUUAAAAACAACAGCACCUCAAUCUGAUUAGUUUUUUACUUCGCGAGUACUUCCGAGGUAACUAUUUUAUAAUAUAAAUGAAGUUAUGUAGUUCAAUACCAUAGGGUGCGUCAGAGGAAUCCAGUAUUUGAAUAUUCUGGAUAAUACUGUUAAAAUUAAAGCGUUAUUAUUUAACCUUUUGACCGCCUGAGUCCUGUUUAUAAAGAUGACAAGC